AUGGCAGAUGAAAAGAGACCGAUCGUGGCUUUCUUAGGUCCUGAGGGCAGCUACACACAUCAGGCCGCCCUCUCCGCCUUCCCCCCAGCCUCACCAACAACCCCACGCGUAACCCUCACCCCCUCCAUAACAAUCGAAGACGUCUUCUCCGCCGUCCAAUCCGGCAUCGCAUACCGCGGCGUCGUGCCCUUUGAAAACAGCUCAAACGGCAGCGUAGUCUUCACCCUCGACCUCUUCGCCGACCUAAACAACAAGUAUCCUGAUAUUCUUGUUACGGGAGAGGCGUAUGUGGCUGUUAAGCACUGUUUAUUGGGGUAUUCAAAUGCUUCAAGUACCGGCGAAAGAGAUGGAGAUGGAAGAGAUGGAAGAGAUGGCAAAGACGGAAACACCUUCUCGCACAUCAAGAAACUGUACUCGCACCCACAGGCCUGGGGCCAGUGUAAGAACUUUCUGGCCAAGUACCUCAAGACGGCUGAGAGGCACGACGUGAGUUCCACGAGCAAAGCCGCGGAAAUCGCGAGUCAAGAUAAAACCGGCGAGUCCGCAGCCCUAUCUAGUGAAAUCGCAGCGGAGCUCUUUGGACUGGAUGUGCUUGCGAAGGAGAUCAAUGACAAGAAGGGUAACAGCACGAGGUUCUUCGUCAUACGCCGGAAAGACGAUGAUGCCAUGCCAUCUACGACCACACCCACACCCACACCCACAACUCCACCGCCACCGCCAUCAACCAGCUCUAAUAACGCAAACACCUGGAAAUCACUCGUUACCUUCACCAUCGAGCAUUCGAAUCCUGGCGCGCUGGCGAAUUGCCGAGUGGAGUAA
This is a messenger RNA of Alternaria ethzedia, 819 nucleotides long. RefSeq lists its product as uncharacterized. Lineage: Eukaryota; Fungi; Ascomycota; Dothideomycetes; Pleosporales; Pleosporaceae. Gene Ontology annotation, biological process: L-phenylalanine biosynthetic process. The transcript is spliced from 3 exons. The record is from RefSeq and is a predicted model, not a curated record. Bases 1 to 819 code for a protein of 272 amino acids. Gene Ontology annotation, molecular function: prephenate dehydratase activity. Gene Ontology annotation, cellular component: cytoplasm.